AUUAAAAAAAGAGACAAAAUUAGAUUUACUGUUUGAUCUGGUUUUAAACACCUUUUUUGCAGUGAAGGCUUAUUUCUACCUGCUAGUGAAACUUGCCUGUGUGCGUGUUUGGUUCUUGAGGUUUUAUUUGUGCAUUGUGUCAUCGCGGUGCGUGUGUGUGUGUGUGUGUGUGUGUGUGUAGAGGGCAGGGCACAAGGCAGGGCGUUGAGUCUUACCAGUACUCCCAGUUUCUUGGAACAAAAGCUCUGUUGUUGAACCACCAUGUGACUCUGUGUGUGUGUGUGUGUGUGUGUGUGUGUGUGUGUGUGUGUGUGUGUGUGUGUGUGUGUGUGUGUGUGUGUGUGUUCCACCCCUGUCAUGUGAUCUGAGCUCAGAGUCUGAGAAGUGCUGAGUCGCUCUGAGAGGUUCUUCUAGCAGGAAACAGACAGACAGACAGACAGACAGACAGACAGAGAGAUGGAUGGAUGGAGGGAUGGAACAGAGAGAAGGUGGAGAAGAGAGGAAGAGAAAGAGGAAAAAGGUGUUUGGGAAAAAAAUACGGCGAGAAGAAAGCAGCGAUGUCAUUCUUUCAUUCUGCGUCUCUUUGUGGAUUCUUGUUGGAAACAGCAGCAGAGUAAAGAUGUGAGGAUGCAUAUCAGCCUUUAUCUGAGCAGGAUCUUUAUUAUCAGGUGGGUGGAUCCGUCUCUGUGACCUCUGACCCCUGAGGAGCAUGAGUGAUGACCUCGGUGGUGCUGGUUGACACCGGGGGGGCCGUGGUGGAGUACGUCACCGCCGAGGAGGACCCCCAGCAGCAGGAGGCGGAGUGUGAGGUGGACCUGGAGUUUGAGGGGGAGGUGGAGGGAGAGUGUGAGGCGGAGGAGGCCUAUGAAGACCUCCAGGACCGAGAGGAGGAGGAGGAGGAGGAGGAGGAGGAGGAGAACUUCCCGGCGGUGAUCGUGGAGGAGGUGCCCGGCGCCACGCUGACGGAUGAGCGAGGCUUCUCGGCGCAGGUGGUGGUGUACGAGGACGAGGCGUACCUGAUGCAGGAGGUGGGAGACGAGCAGGAGGUGGAGACGGAGGAGCAGACAGUGGAGGCGUCUGUCCACGGCUCCAGCAUCCACUGCUCUGAUAAAACCAUCGAGGCUGCAGAAGCUCUGCUGCGUAUGGACUCACCGUCCAGCCUCAGAGAGGACCGCAGCCCAGAAGCGUUCAUCCCGCCGUGCAUCGUGACUCCAGACUUCCUGCACGCCGCCAUGCGUCCCGACAUGAUGUCAGAGACGGAGGUGGAGAUCUCCACCGAGGAGUGCUGCGAGGAGGAGGACGAGGAGAUGGUCACCCUGCUGGAGGAGCCGGAGCCGGGCCACGAGCCGGCCCGCAAGAGGAGAGCUGGACGGAAGCCGAAGACGCAUCAGUCCUCGAUCUCUAACGGCUCGCUGGACCUCGGCAUCAAGAAGAAACCACGAGAAGGAAAAGCAGGCAGCACCACCUACCUGUGGGAGUUCCUGCUGGACCUCCUCCAGGACAAGAACACCUGUCCCAGGUACAUCAAGUGGACCCAGAGGGAGAAGGGCAUCUUCAAGCUGGUGGACUCCAAGGCCGUGUCCAAGCUGUGGGGCAAACACAAGAACAAGCCCGACAUGAACUACGAGACCAUGGGCCGCGCUCUCAGAUAUUACUACCAGCGCGGCAUCCUGGCGAAGGUGGAGGGUCAGCGGCUGGUUUACCAGUUUAAAGAAAUGCCCAAAAACAUCGUCAUCAUCGACGACGACAAGAUGGAGCUGCCGUCCCCCGAGGACCUGCUGGACUCUGGGGACGCGUCCUACGAGCGCGUGUCUCCUCCCUCGGACCUGCUGCUGCAGGCCGCAGAGCUCUCGUCCAAUAAGAAGCCCAACAUCCUGCGAGGAGGCGGAGCCAGGACCAACGUGGUGCAGGGGGCCGCCGCCACCGGCAGCAAGACGGGAGGAGGAGGAGCAGGAGGAGGAGCAGGAGGAGGAGCAGGAGGAGGAGGAGCGGCGGCCAUGUUGGCGGGGAUGCCCAGGAUAGUUUCUGUUACUGGAGCUGACGGGAGUCAGGCCCAGCAGUCUCACACCGCCAUCAUCCCCACCGCCUCCGGGCCCAGGACAGUACGGGUGGCGAUGCAGGUGCCUGUCGUCAUGACGACAUCACUGGGUCAGAAGAUCUCCACUGUUGCCGUGCAACAGCCGACAGGAACAACCGGAGCAGCCGGACACACAACGCUGCUCACCAACACUUCACCUGGAAACACGAACGCACAACAGAAGGUUGUGAUCCAGACCCUCCCCACGAUGGUCCCGGCCACCGCAGAGAACGGAGACAAGAUCACCGUCCAGCUGGCGAAGAUCAUCACCAUCCCGGCCCACCAGCUGGCCCAGUGUCACCUCCAGACCUCCUCGGGGUCCACCAAGCCCGGGGUGGGGGGCCCCCCGGCGGGGAUCAGCCUCCUGGGGGGGCCCCUGACGGUCCGGGCCCUGGCCCCCGUCAACGUGGCCCCGGGGACGCAGGUGAUGAGACUCACCGUGCCGACGCAGAACCAACCUCAGACUCUGGUGGUGUCCCAGCCGGGCGGCGGGACGCCGGGCGUCGUCACCGUGACGACGGCCAACCAGACGAUGGCGUCGCCUCGCAUCAUCAGCGGCAUCAUCAACGGGUCGGAGCUGGUGAUCGGAGCGCCGGGCCCCGCGGGAGGAGCAGGAGGAGUCUCUGUGGAGAAGCUGAAGGCGGCAGGAGUCCAGGUCCAGACGGUCCACGUCCCCGUAGCGCUCCAGAACCCCAAAACUGUCCAGAACGUCCAGUCGGAGGACGCCGACGUGGUCCCCAAAGUGGACGACGUGUCAAAGAGUGAAGAGCCCGAGUGUUGAAACUCUCCUCACGGCCAGUUUGUUCAUGUGUGACGUCAUUUUUACUUCUUUAACAACCAGCAGCAGUCGAAGAGACUUUAAAGACUCUGGACGGGUUUUAAGUCCUCAACUUCCUCCACAUCGUCCCUGUUGCUACCUGGACGGUCCUCAGAGUCCCUCGGGGGACAGACAGACUGUAAAGGGACUCGUUGGGAAACGUAAAGGGACCAACCUGGAUCACUACAAUCACUCACUCAAACUGGGAGGAAAAAAAGGAAAAUAAAAUAAAAAAAACAAGCUUAACACUACAAAAACGAGGCAAAAACUAUCACAACUAACCAAAAUGUGAACUUUCUAAUAACAGAAACCACAUCAGGUGAUGUAACGACGAGUUUGUAGAGACACUUUGUCUAUAUUUUUGCCUCUACAGCUGUUAGAAACCAGCAUCUUCUUCUUUUUUUUUACUCAUAUCACUGUGCAGAUCGAUGGCUGGUGCUAUGUGAAUAUGAACGCUUUAGAGAAAAUGGAGCCGCGAGAACGAAGGAACGAUAUCGGAAAAAAACAGAAAAUGGUCAUUAUGUAAAUAUUUAUAUAUAUCUACUAUAUACAGUUUACGGAGCUCAAGUUAACAGAAACAGCCUUAGAUUUUAAUUUUGACUUUUCUUUUUUCAUGUAUUGUCUGAACAGUAAACUGAACUUUGUUUUUGUGUUUUGAUACCUUGUACCAAGCACAGUAUUAAUGAACACGGGAGCUGAUAUCUGUAUUAUUAUUAUUAUUAUUAUUCUCAUUAGUUCCUCUGUCACUAUCAGGCUGUUAGAGAUGAAACAGCUUCAUGUUUUAGAUCAGGAGGCUUUAAACCUCCAGCUUCCAUUUCACAUUCAUUUGACUAAAGGAUGUUGUUGUUUUUUUCAAUUUUUUGACAAAUGUUUUGCUCUUUUUCACAACCCGACAGAGAUCUGCUGCAUGCUGCCACGUGUGGAACAAUUAUAAUCCCAAUAGGAAUGUAUGUAAAUUCAGAGAUUUAAUUGAAGCAAUUAUUUUAAUGACAAUAAGAGAAUCACAGCUAUGUAUGUAAAACGUCUGUGAAGAAUCUGAAACCACUGUGAUCCAGGUCACUUUAUGUCAAACGGAGGAUCAACCUGCCAGCAGCCCCACAUUUCAUUCUUAUUUUUAUUAUCUAAAGAGGGAAAAUGGAGAGAAAGAUGUUUGUGUUCAGACUGAACUCUUUGUAUAUUCAACAUUUGAAGUAUAUUCUAUUUUGUUGUACUCUUGUUUCAAAGUGUAUUAAAGUAGAUUUUACUGAAAUAUAAAAAAGACAUUUGAAACCUGA
Messenger RNA from Centropristis striata (black sea bass), 4168 nucleotides. Its product is annotated as ETS-related transcription factor Elf-2-like. Gene Ontology annotation, molecular function: DNA-binding transcription factor activity, RNA polymerase II-specific; sequence-specific DNA binding. Gene Ontology annotation, cellular component: nucleus. Lineage: Eukaryota; Metazoa; Chordata; Actinopteri; Perciformes; Serranidae. The record is from RefSeq and is a predicted model, not a curated record. The transcript is spliced from 10 exons. The coding region runs from base 717 to 2858 and encodes 713 amino acids. Gene Ontology annotation, biological process: cell differentiation; regulation of transcription by RNA polymerase II.